This is a messenger RNA of Eucalyptus grandis, 1131 nucleotides long. RefSeq lists its product as uncharacterized. The record is from RefSeq and is a predicted model, not a curated record. The transcript has 3 exons. Bases 70 to 957 code for a protein of 295 amino acids. NCBI's taxonomy places the organism in Eukaryota, Viridiplantae, Streptophyta, Magnoliopsida, Myrtales, Myrtaceae.
UCGAGGAAUUCGCAACCGCGAGAAAGAAAAAGGGUCCUCCUUCCGAUCCGACAAAAACACUUCCCGUCCAUGGCUGAGACUUCGGCGGCCUACCGGAAUCUUCACCCGAAGGCGGAGUUCCCCGGCGAGCCGGAGACUUCCCUGGAAGUCUUCUUCGGGUUCCUGGACGAAGGCGCUGCGUCGCCGGAGAGUUCCUGCAGCUCCGGCGACGGGUUCGAGGAUCUGGAGAAUGAGGAGGAAGACGGCGGGUCGUCCAACGCCGAAGAGAGCAGAACAUUCUGGGAGUCUCAGGAACAUCUUGUUCAGGCGACGCUGUGCCGGACCAGUUCGAUCGAGUCCAGGAUCAGGCAAGCCACUAAAGAAUGCUUGAUGGAAUUGAAUUGGAACGAUUCGCAGUGCGACUGUCUCAAAUCCGCCUCGGGGGGUUGCCGGAGUUGCCUGCGGCGGGACGUUUGUGACCGGCUCCGGCGCAAUGGCUUCGACUGCACCAUAUGCAAAUCCAAAUGGAGGAGCUCACCGGAUAUCCCGUCAGGUGAGCACACAUACUUGGAAGUGGUGGACGAAUCGAGUCCCAAGAAAGGGGCGGUGAGAGUGAUAAUCGAGCUCAAUUUCCGAGCGGAGUUCGAGAUGGCGAGAGCGGGUGAGGGCUACAACCGGCUGGUCGGGCGGCUGCCGGAGGUCUUCAUCGGGAAAGCCGAGAGGCUGAGGCCGCUGAUCAAGGCGUUGUGUGCGGCCGCCAAGAGGUGCACGAAGGAGAAGGGGAUCCACAUGGGGCCGUGGAGGAAGCACAAGUACAUGCAAGCCAAGUGGCUCGGCAAGUGCGAGCACUCCACACCGGGCCCUCUCACAGCCGGGCUCCCGGUAGCCCGGCCGGCGAAGCCGAGGGCCUCGAUGCUCACUUUCGACAUGCUUGAGAUGUUGCCCAAGUUGCAAUGUACUGCGGUUGAAGUUGUGUAAGGUUUUCUUUUGAGUGUGUGGAAGAAGAAAUCCAUGGCUUUUUUAAAGAAGUUUUGCCCGUAAUCCAUGGUUUUUUUAGAAGUUUUGCCCGUUGCUCCGGAUAGUCGCUUAUAGAGUUAUGUAAAUUUUGAAGGAAAUGAUUGAGUGAUCCCAAUAAAUUUUGAGUUUUGCCCA